Protopterus annectens (West African lungfish) is the source of this 3414-nucleotide messenger RNA. It is a transcript of the gene SCML2, whose product is annotated as Scm polycomb group protein like 2. Gene Ontology annotation, biological process: regulation of DNA-templated transcription. Gene Ontology annotation, molecular function: protein binding. Bases 256 to 2517 code for a protein of 753 amino acids. Gene Ontology annotation, cellular component: nucleus. The record is from RefSeq and is a predicted model, not a curated record. Lineage: Eukaryota; Metazoa; Chordata; Ceratodontiformes; Protopteridae. The transcript is spliced from 20 exons.
GAAUGUCACCACCACUCUCCGCCCACCUGCAGGAGCAGGCGCCACCGCCGCAAGGGAGAGGGAGACUGCGAACCGCUUACUCGCCAGUGAGGAACAUGCGCUGUGGAGUUAAACAUGGCGUCUUAAAUCAUUACCGCAGAAAUUGAGAUAGAUCGGUAAGAAGCCACCGCUAUCGCAAAUCGCAACAGAUUAUGUUACUUGGGUUUGCUUCAGCUAUCUAUUGAUCGGCGAACAUCGUAGAAAGGAUAAAUAAUCAUGCCGGUUUCUGCUGCAGGGGUCUUUUUUGACCCAUCACCCUCUGAUUCAAAAGAUGGUAAAAAAGAGAAACCAGGAAAGAAUAACCAAACAAAUGACAUCAUUCCAAAUAAUGAACAUUUUAGCUGGGAUGAAUAUUUAAAGGGAAGUGGUGCCAUUGCUGCUCCAGCUCAUAGUUUCAGACAGUCUAGAAUUCCACCUACAAAUGAAUUUAAAGUUGGGAUGAAACUAGAAGCCCGUGACCCCCGAAAUGUCACCUCAGUCUGUAUAGCUACAGUGAUUGGAACUACUGGAGCAAGGCUUCGGUUGCGAUUAGAUGGCAGUGACAAUAAGAAUGAUUUCUGGAGACUUGUGGACUCCUCGGAUAUAGAUCCUAUUGGAGCAUGCGAGAAGAAAGGAGAUAUGCUUCAACCUCCACUUGGCUUCAGAAUGAAUGCAUCCUCAUGGCCAAUGUUUCUGUUAAAGACACUGAAUGGAGCAGAAAUGGCACCACCAUCCAUCUUUAAGAAAGAGCCUCCCAAACCACCACACAGUCAUUUCAAAGUUGGGAUGAAGCUGGAAGCAGUGGAUAAGAAGAACCCUUUUUUGAUUUGCCCAGCAACCAUAGGAGAUGUUAAAGGGGAUGACAUUUUUGUUACUUUUGAUGGUUGGAGAGGAGCUUUUGAUUACUGGUGCAAGUACUACUCUCGUGAUAUCUUCCCUGUAGGGUGGUGCGAGAUAACAGGGCACAUAUUGCAACCUCCUGGAAACAAUGUGACUCUUACAAAGAGUAUUCUAGAUACUCCAUCUUCUCCUGCCAAAGCAGGUCGACAUUCAAUGAAUUCUCCACAGAAAUCCACAGGAUCCACCACAGUAGCAGACCAGAAAGGAAAGAAAUCACGUAGGGGGCGACGACCUGGAUCAUUGUCUGCUGCAAGGAAGGUCAAAAUACUGAAGAACAGCUUGGCAGAAUCUCCCUCCCAAGCAAGAACUCCGAAAAGGAGAGGUCAGGGCUUGAAACCUGGACGAAAGAAAAAAUCAGAAACUGUUCAAAGUCCUCCACCACCCCCUCCUCCCAUCAACUCAACGGAUGCUGACACGCUCAGUUCCCAUGUGUUAAAAGAGAAUGACACCAUACUUGGUGGAGCAUCAUCUGUAGUAUCAACAGUCUGUGUUUACGUCAACAAACAUGGUAUCUGUGGGCCACAUCUGGACAAGAAGAAGGUACAGCAGCUUCCUGACCAUUUUGGGCCUGGUCCUGUCAACAUGGUGCUACAACAGGCAGUGCAGGCCUGCGUGGAUUCCUCCUAUCAGCCAAAAACUGUCUUUGGCUUCUUGAAGUCUGGUCAUCAUGGAGGAGAGACAAUAACUGCAUUCUUCGAUGGUGAGAAGCAUACUGUUUGUCUUCCAUCUGUAAAUAGUGCAUCCUUUGUGCUACGUUUUCUGGAGAAGUUGUGCCACAGUCUUCAGUGUGAGAACCUAUUUAGUAGCCAACCGUUCAGUCCCUAUGCAGGACCACCACACAGUCCUUCAGAAUAUGGCAGAAGCAAACCAGCAAGGGAACAAAUGGCGGACCCAGAAACUGUUUCUCAGGGGCCUAAAGUUUAUCCCCAAAAAAAGAAACCUCACUCAGCACCUGACUCUCCCAAAAUGCCUAGAUCAGAGAGUUCACCUGCUCCGACUUCUGGUGAGGGCAGGGGUCAAUUUACAAAGGAGACACUGCCACCAGAAGAAAAUGGGACUGUAAAAGAACACAAGUAUUUGGAAGAAUCUACAGACACUGCCCUGAAUUUGGUGAACCCUCCUAGUCCAUCUCGACGGAAUAUAAUUGAAUAUCGUACCUCAGGAAGCACUUUGUACUACAGAAGUUCUGUUCAGCCAGUGACUGCUACCUCAAAUCCUGCACCUGUUGUACGCCGGCAUUCCUCUAGCUCCACAGGAAACAGUGGCUAUUUUGAAGUCAACCGGAGCUGGAUGCAAAGAAGGAUAGAAGCUGCAAGUUCUACAACUGGACCUGAUCUUCACACACCAGAACGAGAGCCUUCAAGGGUUUCCAGCAAAGACCCUUCAGCGUGGUCUAUUGAGGAAGUGAUGCGAUUUGUGAGAGAUGCCGAUCCUCAGGCAUUAGCACCACAUGCAGAACUCUUCAGGAAACAUGAAAUUGAUGGAAAGGCGUUGUUGCUGCUAAGAAGUGAUAUGGUAAUGAAGUACAUGGGUCUUAAGCUGGGGCCAGCUCUAAAGCUUUGUUAUCACAUUGAGAGACUUAAACAAGGGAAAUACUAGGCUUUCUGGAUACCAAGUCUUGUGCACCAACAGGCGGACCUCAUUUACAUACAAGGCUUUGUUUUCUUCUCCUACUUCAAGAAUCACUGAUGAAGCAUUGUCUGUGCGGUUGCUGGACAAGGAAAGUACUCUACACCCUACACAGUGAUACAGGGAAAAAGCAUAUAACAAGCGGAUAUUUUUGAUCCCUCUUUUAUGGAGUAUUUUUAACAACCUUACAUAAAAUGGAUAUAUUCAUUAUCACGUUCUCAGUUUUACAUCUUUAUUGCACAUGAUGCAGCAGCAUUUUGAGCUGUACCCUUUUUUGGCAGACUUCUAGUGUUUUAUGUAGAUUUUUUUUAUCAAAACCAAACCAGCUGAAGCCCAAAGGAUAACCGUUUGAAAACAUUCCACGUUAAUGUACGUGGGCAAGUGUAUACUUCUGUAUUAAAAGAAGGCUUUAAGUUAUCCAGCACAGAAGAAUGGCCUUGGCUUAAUAGAGGAUAUUUUUUGGGAUUUCUAGUGCUCCAGUGGAGCAGCAAACCUCAUGUACAGCUGUGACAAUUUCCAGGAAGAGAAAAUAACUAUGAUUAAUAGUUUCUUUCUCAAGAUUUAUUUUGUUAUGCACAGGUAUCUUCGCCUUGAUAAAUUAUGCAGACUUGCGUUGUAUAUUUCCUUGGCAAAUGCUUUUCUGCCCUUGUUAUGAAGAUUGUAGUCUCAUAUCUACCAUUUGUAUCUGAUUUACUUAGCUUUGUGUAUAUGCUCAUUUGUUUGUUUUGCUACACAUUAUUUUCUGUUAUUUAAACUAGGAAAAUGUUGCAGGUUACAAUGUCCAUGCUUUUUGAAAUAUAAUGAAAUAUAUUUUACUAAUAAAAGCGAUGUACAAACUGGGGUGUAAUAAACGGGUAAGUUAAGUAA